AUGAGUUCCUUUUCGCCCAAAGUGAAGAUUUGCGAGGAUAUUUCUCACAUAUGUUCCGCCGCGCGGAACAUCAUCCUCGCCGCGAUCGACGCGCGUGUCGACAAGUCUGCGCCCGUUGUGCUGGCACUGUCUGGAGGCUCCUCCCCGAAGCGGCUGUACGAGGAGCUCCACGAAAAGGAUCUGCCUCUGCUGCAGCAGCACGCGGUGCAGUUCAUUCUGGGCGAUGAGCGCCUCGUCGCGACAGACGACGAGCAGAGCAACUUUUCUAUGGCGACGAAAGCACUGCUGCGUGAUGUGCCAAGCAGCGAUGUCAUCGCCAUCGAGCCGAACGCCGCGCUGGCCACGUCGAAGGACGAGAAGGGUGGUAUUGACGGCGCCUGGGCUGUUGCACAGGAUUAUGAGAUGAAGCUCCUGGAUCGCCUACCCUGCACGCAAGUAAACGGUACAGAUAUGUCGGUUCCCGUCGUGGAUAUUGUGCUUCUCGGAUUCGGCGCCGAUGGCCAUACGGCCUCCAUCUUUCCGGACUCUGUGGCAGCUACGGAUGAGGACCACGUCGUCUCGGUCAGCUUUCCCAGCCCGACCAUGAAUCCCAAGGUCUGGCGUGUCACGCUCUCCAAGACGGUGAUUCAGCACGCAAAGCACGUUGUCGUGCUCGCCUGCGGCAAGGACAAAAACUGGGUCGUGCGCGGUGUGCUUGCCGAUGCGCCGGCGGGUCCUCUGCCGGUAUCACGGUUUCUGCGAGACUGCCGCGGGUCGGUUACGAUGCUUCUCGAUGCCGGCUCUGGUGAGGGCCUCUCUGCAUAG
Molecule: messenger RNA, 804 nt
Organism: Leishmania mexicana MHOM/GT/2001/U1103
Lineage: Eukaryota; Euglenozoa; Kinetoplastea; Trypanosomatida; Trypanosomatidae
Product: 6-phosphogluconolactonase
Exons: 1
Coding region: 1-804 (267 amino acids)
Biological process (GO): pentose-phosphate shunt; carbohydrate metabolic process
Molecular function (GO): 6-phosphogluconolactonase activity
Source: RefSeq, a predicted model, not a curated record